AUGGCAUUGACUCAUGCAUCCAGAGAUCCAUACUCAUUCCCUAGAUUUCAAGGGGAUGAUGACUACAUGGGGAAAAGGUCCCCACAGACUGUAUGUUAUCCAGUACCCACACAUCUAGCCCAACGCCAACCACCCUGGAAUCGUAUCAGCAAUCAGCAUACACUCAGUUCAGCAAGGAGACAGGUCUAUCACUUUGACCCAUCUGCACCACGCGAUGACUUGGACUUUGUUCUGAAAUCAACUUAUAACCAACACAAAGAACUGCUGAGGAACAAAAACGAAGUUGUUUUCCAGCCAGAGACGUUUACUGAUGACCAUGGACGAGUGUUGAAGAAUCGGAUAAAAGCAGAACCUGAGAAGAAGAUGCCGCUGAAUCACCCCCUUAUUGUCACAAGUCAGAAGAAGAAAGAAGAUAUCAAUAGUGUUAAGAAUGCAGUUGCAAGUCAUCAUACAGAGACCACAAACAAGGGAUAUUCCAGAAGACCAGAUGGAGGAUUUUAUUGUUCUUGA
Candidula unifasciata is the source of this 510-nucleotide messenger RNA. NCBI's taxonomy places the organism in Eukaryota, Metazoa, Mollusca, Gastropoda, Stylommatophora, Geomitridae. The record is from the annotation of a GenBank genome assembly.